Molecule: messenger RNA, 1749 nt
Organism: Lichtheimia ornata
Lineage: Eukaryota; Fungi; Mucoromycota; Mucoromycetes; Mucorales; Lichtheimiaceae
Exons: 7
Coding region: 1-1749 (582 amino acids)
Molecular function (GO): protein dimerization activity; DNA binding
Source: RefSeq, a predicted model, not a curated record
AUGAACGAAUUUGACCAGGAUAUUUUUCGUCAAAAGCUCUACAAUUGGAUAAUCCGGACCGAUCAAGCUUUCCAUGUCACUGAGCAGGCAACCUUCCAAGAGAUGAUCAAGUAUUGCAAUCCUCGCGCGAAAGUUUUGGGAGGGGAUACAAUCAAGCGCGAUUUGAUGGAUCGUUUUGUUGAAAACCGAACAAUCUUGUCGAAUGAGCUUUCAGCAUUGGAGAGCCGCAUCUCAAUCACAUUGGAUAUGUGGAAAUCAGCUGGAAAUGAUGACUAUAUGGCUAUAACAGGUCAUUACAUUGAUGAUAAGUGGAGCCUUCAGUCGCUACUUUUGGACUUUGUUCAUAUCGAAUCAUCGCAUACUGGCGAGAACAUGGCAAGAGCGUUUAUGGAUUCAAUGAACGAAAUGCAAAUCUCAUCCAAGGUCCUCAUGAUUGCUACGGAUAAUGCGUCAAAUAACCUCACGAUGAUGCAGAAAUUAGAAGAGCUUUGGCCACCCCAGGGGAUUCAAUUCAAGGCGAAGGAACAGCAUAAUAGGUGUAUGGCUCACAUAAUCAAUCUCGCAGUACAAGCCGCUCUCAAGGAAUUGCAAUGGACGCCAUUUGAUGUUGAUACUCAAGGAAAUCCAGUAUUUGAUCGUAACAUGGAACAUCAAGAAUCCCAACUAAGAGAGGAUACUACGAGUGUUACCAUUGAUGAGCUCGGGACCCAAAAUGGUGGCGAUGAUAAUGAAGAGACGAGCGGUAAUAGUGAUGUGGAUAGCCAUGAUGACGAUUAUGGGACCACCAGCAGCGAUCACCAAGUACCUGUGGUGAUACAGAAGAAAGCAUGCACUGAAAACAAGCUUGAUUUCGUCAAGCUCGCGAUGGAUGUCCCAACUCGGUGGAACAGCACAUUCCUGAUGAUCAAUACCGUCCUACGCAUGGAAAAAGCUGUUAAGUCGACAAUACAAUUCCACAAUGACCUCAGGCCAAUGGCUUUAUCUGAUGAGGAAUGGGCUUUAUUGAGAAGCCUUUCAAGUAUACUGAAGAUGUUCUAUGUCGCUACUAACCGCAUCACGGGCCAAAGCUAUCCUACCUUGGGCACAGUGGUUCCUGCCUUCAAUUAUCUCUUUGACAACAUUGAAAAAAUAAUCGCCAGACAAAAGCCGUACGAACAUAUAUCCGAUGACAUCCAUGCUGCUGCUAAGAAGGCAAAUGAGAAGCUUCUCAAGUACUAUGUGAAGACUGACUUGUCUCCUGCAUGUGCUAUUAGCACAGUACUUGAUCCUCGGUUAAAGCUACAAUAUUAUCAACGUCACCAAUGGAAUGAAUGGGUCGCUAAAAUGGAGAAACGUGUUGCAACUGUGUACGAAUUUUACUCUCAAAGGGCUGGUGGUGCGCGUGCGCGUGUGGAAUGUACUGCAUUGGAAGUUGACACCUUGAUCGGUGAUGUUGAGCAAGACUUUGAUCUCCAUGUGUUUGGCCACGCUCCAACAACUACAUCAAGUGAGCUGAAUGAAUAUCUAGCUGAACCUAUUCGGCCAACAUCAACUGAUCCACUUGUAUGGUGGAGCUCAGCAGAGAAGCAAUUCCCUACAUUAGCAGCAAUGGCAAAGGAUUACCUUGCAGUUCCCGGAUCAAGUGCACCGUCUGAGCGAAUCUUUUCCCGGGCCCGAACGCUGCUACGUUGGAAUCGUAGCGCCAUGAAGCCUGCUACUGUGCGUGCCGCAAUGUUGGAGAAGGAUCGCAUCAUGCGUAAUGAAAAAUAG